This is a messenger RNA of Fusarium odoratissimum NRRL 54006, 720 nucleotides long. RefSeq lists its product as uncharacterized. The annotation marks the transcript as partial. The record is from RefSeq and is a predicted model, not a curated record. The transcript has a single exon. Lineage: Eukaryota; Fungi; Ascomycota; Sordariomycetes; Hypocreales; Nectriaceae.
AGAGCGGAAAGCAGCAGACGGAGCGAUAAAGACACUCAGAUGAAUGACAGUCCUGGUUUUAUAGGAACGCCAACGUCAAGCUUACCAGAUACGGGAGAGGAUAUAGAGAUGGGGUCGUUCGAAGAUGAUAACGAAUUAAACGUGAAGAGUGGUGAUGGAAAGAACGCAGAUAGGGAAAAGACGACAGAAGACCUUAGGAAAGAAAGAAAGGCAAGUGAUAAAAGGGAAACGAUAGAACACAGCAGGCCGAAGGCACGAAACCUGGAAUCACGCGAUAUAGAUUCUGAGAAAAGAUUGAAAUCAAUUAACAGGACUCUUGUGAAGGAGAAUAUGGGGCUAAAAGACUCUAUUGCAAAUCUAGAGAAGCUUCAAAAGGACAAAGCUGAGGAAUUUGAGUCGCAGUUACGGGAUUGCAAUAAGAAGGCGGUGGCACUUGGAGAGAAAAAUGAUGAAAUGGAGAACGAUUUUCGCCUACUAUAUUCUAACAUUUUCGGAGAGGAUCUUCUUCUGAGUUUACAGAAGCCAUCCGACAUCAUCUGGGAGAAACUUGAGACAGAAUUUAAGAAGCGUUGCAACAUAGAACAGGAACAAGUUACGCUAUUGGAGAAAGAAAAGACAUUAACAGCAAGCCUAGAGGCGGAGAGCAGGAAGCAAGAAAUAAGAAUACAGCAGCUUGAACAGGAAUUCGAAAACGUGUCGCAAAGUCUUCGCCAGGAGCAG